Messenger RNA from Eucalyptus grandis, 2000 nucleotides. RefSeq names its product disease resistance protein TAO1-like. Bases 436 to 1287 code for a protein of 283 amino acids. Gene Ontology annotation, molecular function: protein binding. The record is from RefSeq and is a predicted model, not a curated record. The transcript has 2 exons. NCBI's taxonomy places the organism in Eukaryota, Viridiplantae, Streptophyta, Magnoliopsida, Myrtales, Myrtaceae.
AUGCAUGAUCAAGUGCGAGACCUCGGAAGGGAAAUUGUACGUCAAGAGAACAAAGAACCCUGCGAGCGUAGUAGAGUGUGGAAUCAUGAGGAUGCCUUGAAUAUUCUGAAGCAAAAAGAGGUAUAGAAAGAGUAUAGCAAUUUAAUUUCAUGUGAAUUGUUGCAGAUUAUUGUUGCAAAAGGACAAUUUGAUUGCUAUGAGCGCUUGCAAUUGUUUGAUUUUGACCAUUACACGUGGACUUCUUGGUGUUUCCAUUCUCAGGGAAGUAAGAAAAUAGAAGCUCUUUCACUUGGAUCUCGAAGAUUCUUUUAUGAAGACAUCAUUCUAAAGGCUGAUGAAUAUGCUGCUUUACAAAACCUGCGGUUCUCGCGUGGGGUGUCCUUUGUUGGAGAUUUCGAUAAUCUUUUCUCCCGUUUAAGAUGGAUUUCUUGUUCCAUGUUUGAGACAAAAAACUUUCAUCCAACUAAUUUGGUCGUUCUUGACUUUUCAUGGAGCAAAAUUUUGGGAGAAAGUAUUGAUUGGAUCAAAGCGACAAGAAAACUAAAAGUCCUAGAUCUCAGCAACUGUAAAAACUUAAGGAGAACACCCGAUUUAUCUACACUGGUGUUCUUGGAGAUUUUGAGAUUACGUGGUUGUGGGCAGAUAAAGAAACUUCCGAACUCGAUUGGGAAAUUACAAUCAUUAAUCGAGUUGGAUUUGUUAGGAACAAGUAUUGAUCACCUACCGGAUUCAUUUAGCAAUCUAAAGCAACUAACAACACUUAGGAUGAGGGACAUUAAGGGAGGGUUGACAAAAUUACCUAGUGCGAUCUGGUUUGUUCAGUCAGUGACUGGUCCUUUUUGGUCCAACGGAAGUAGGCAGUCCUGUUUGAAAAUGCCAGACUUGUCAGGGACCCAAAUAUCCGGAUUACCCACUGUGGCGAAUCUUGUCUCUAAUAUCCGUGAACUUGAGAUAGCUGCACAGGAGAGCAGACGGUUAGGGAAUCCGACGUGGACCCCUCUUGGUGAGCUGGAGAAUGUCAUUGUUUUAUCCUGUGGACCCGAUCGUACCCGAUCUCAGAUGGAAAAACAAAUAUUGGCCACCCCAAACAUGCGGUUCCUCCUCCAGCUCCCGUCUAGUUUGAGAGACUCAAUAUUUCGAGAACUGGCGAACUCACCUUUUCUAUAUUUUUGUUCAACUUGUUGGUGGAUGCCGAUAUUCGUUGGUAUAUGUGAUUCGGAGUUGGAGAAACUCCUUCUGCAGGAUUGCCCGCUUUCAAGACAGCUCUACCCUUUUUGCAGAAAAUGAAAGGAUUCCGGUUCGAAAAAAAAUUCGAUACGUCCUCCAUAGCGGCCACCCCACAAUAGCACUUGAGCCGUCACAUAUGAAGAAUCUGCAAGAGGUAGAUCUGUUCGAAUGCGAGCUACUAGUCGAGAUUCGCGGCCUCGAAGAAUUGGGAUCCCUUUCAUCCCUUGCGGUCGCAUAUUGUAGGUCGAUCGAAAGGAUGCCAGACCUGUCGAAAUUGUGGAAGCUAAGGGAGCUUUGAGUAGGAAAAUGUCUGAAUCUAAGAAGCAUGGAAGGUUUGGACCACUUGGAAUCUCUAAAGUGUUUGCGGAUUCACGAUUGCAGGUCGUUGGAGAGUUUGGUGGACACCUCGAAUUUGGAUUUAGAAUGUUGCCUAAUUGUCCGUUGCAAGUGGUUGCCCGACCGUCGCAAUUAUUGUAAACGUGGCCGGGGUUGCUAUUGUGAGAUGCUUUUCGAGGGUUAUGGAAAUCUGACCUGAUGGAAGUCCAGCAAGUAUUACAGGGACACCCGGAUGUUGCGCCAGUAAGGAAUUUAGAACAUGACUUGGUUGUGGUGCUUGGUGUAGCCAUUUUGUUUGUUUUGUUGUUGUUUUGUUUUUUUGUUCUAUGAAAAAGGCUUUCUCCCGGACAAAUAUUGAUGAUGAAGCUAAGGAAGUGAACAAGGCACGCUCAUACGAUGCCAAAACAUUGUCCAAUUUUGAUCAGCUUUUGAACAUA